Messenger RNA from Papaver somniferum (opium poppy), 930 nucleotides. RefSeq lists its product as uncharacterized. Bases 110 to 898 code for a protein of 262 amino acids. The transcript is spliced from 6 exons. Lineage: Eukaryota; Viridiplantae; Streptophyta; Magnoliopsida; Ranunculales; Papaveraceae. The record is from RefSeq and is a predicted model, not a curated record.
AUAAAUUAAACAUGAAAGUUUAUAAAAAGUUCACCAGAAGUCAAAAUUGAUAACUUUCAUUUUCGAUCAUUUUGAUUAUCAUCAGUUCCUCACAUCCUCCUCUCUCAAGAUGGUUAAUAAUUCCUACGGUGUUUUGGUGAAAUUUUUAAUAGUGAUCACUGCUGUAAUCUACGCAGUAUUAGAUCCCUGUUGUUGUAGUCUUGAUUAUAUUCCUCCUAUUGGUGUUCAUGCUUCUGAUGGUUACGACUCGGAUGAUGGAAAUCAUAUUAAGGAGGAUUCACGUGAGUUCUUAAUCAAUAAGAGAACUCCUGGUGAUGUCUUAAAAAAGAAAAAGGAUGCCCUUACAAAAGGAAUUUCACAGGAAGAAUUUGAUUGGUGGACAGAUUCAUUUAUCAAACCGUUCAAUCCUGAAACGAGGGAAGAAAGAAGCGCUGAAAAUGUCAAAGAAACUCCCUCCGCGUGGACCGCCUCACCAAGAAUUAGCGAGUGGAAAGCACUUUCAGACGAGGAAAAAAGGGGAAAAAGAAAAGUGGUUAGCCUGUCAUCGAAAAUGCCUGGUCCUUUAAGUCGAGAGCAAGGAUGCAGUGACAACUUUAAGUAUGAUGGCACUCGCAAACUGUUGCCAAUCAACCUCGAAAAACAAAGGGACCAAAUCCCUUGUGUCGAGGAAAAUACUGAAAUCUGGGCCAACAUUAUUUACCUCGACAGAGAUUAUUCUGAAGAGUCUGAACCCCACAUCCCGAUUCAGCAAGAAACUACUAGUUCACCAACCGGGUCUCUUUCUGCAGAUUUGAAUCUUGGGAGGAACUCUCAACCUGAAGGUCAGAACACCACGAAAAUCAGCGAUCCUAAGAAGCGUAGAUGGUUUAAUCUGUUCCCAUGGUGGCAGAAAAAAUGAGUUGUUCAGUGGACAUAAUUUGGACCAUUUGA